CACGGGCGGCGGGACGCUGGGACGGCGGCGGCCGGAUUGCGCGAGGCAUUGAAAGACGGAGAGGUGAGGAUAGAGACGUGGAGAAACAGGGAGAGAGAAGUGGAGAGAGACAGAGAGACAGAGACGUGGAAAGGCACAGAGACUCGUGGAAAGACACAGAGAGACGUGGAGAGAGACAAAGCAAGACACUGAACAAGGACGUAAGACAGGACAAGCUCAGCUGCCCCUGGAGCCCUGGCCCCGCCUUCAUGCCUGGCAGUUGCCCCACCUGGCCCAUCCUCCCAGGUAAGCCUCAGCCUGUGCUGCAGGCAGUCUGACUCACAGUCCCCCAAGUGACUCUUGAGGAGCAUCUGCAGGCAAGAGGAUGGCCCAAGUCCUGCACGUGCCAGCCCCCUUCCCAGGGACCCCCGGCCCAGCCUCCCCGCCUGCCUUCCCCACCAAGGAGCCCGACCUGCCCUACUCCGUGGAGACUCCCUAUGGCUACCGCCUUGACCUGGACUUUCUCAAGUACGUAGAUGACAUCGAGAAGGGCCACACACUACGGCGGGUGGCCGUGCAGCGCCGGCCCCGCCUCGGCUCCCUGCCCCGCGGCCCUGGCUCCUGGUGGACGUCCACUGAGUCUCUGUGCUCCAAUGCCAGUGGGGAGAGCCGCCACUCAGCCUACUCCUACUGCGGCCGCGGCUUCUACCCACAGUAUGGCGCCCUGGAGGCCCGUGGUGGCUUCAACCCGCGCGUGGAGCGCACGCUGCUGGAUGCCCGGCGCCGCCUCGAGGACCAGGCGGCCACACCCACUGGCCUGGGCUCCCUGACCCCCAGUGCAGCCGGCUCGACGAGCUCUCUGGUGGGUGUGGGGCUGCCACCCACAACACCUCGGGGAUCGGGACUGUCCACGCCAGUGCCACCCAGCGCUGGGCACCUGGCACACGUGCGGGAGCAGAUGGCCGGGGCCCUGCGGAAGCUGCGGCAGCUGGAGGAGCAGGUGAAGCUGAUCCCGGUGCUCCAGGUGAAGCUGUCGGUGCUGCAGGAGGAAAAGCGACAGCUCACAGUGCAGCUCAAGAGCCAGAAAUUCCUAGGCCACCCCACAGGGGCCCGGGGCCGCAGCGAGCUCUGCCUAGACCUGCCCGAGGCCCCUGAGGACCCGGUGGCGCUUGAGACCCGGAGCGUGGGCACCUGGGUCCGAGAGAGGGACUUGGGCAUGCCCGACGGGGAGGCUGCUCUUGCUGCUAAGGUGGCCGUCCUGGAGACCCAGCUCAAGAAAGCGCUCCAGGAGCUGCAGGCAGCUCAGGCCCGGCAAGCUGACCUUCAGCCCCAGGCCUGGCCGCCACCAGACAGCCCAGUCCGUGUGGACACCGUCCGAGUCGUGGAGGGGCCACGGGAGGUGGAGGUCGCGGCCAGCACAGCUGCCGGGGCCCCUGCCCAGCGGGCCCAGAGUCUGGAGCCCUACGGGGCUGGGCUGCGGGCCUUGGCGACAUCCAGUGGAGCUGAGAGCCCCACUGUGUUCCGCAGCCAUGAGGUGGUGGAGACAGUGUUCCCAGCACCUGCUGCAUCCACCAGCAACAUCCACCUGGUGAAGAAGAUCAGCAUCACAGAGCGCAGCUGUGAUGGGGCAGCAGGCACUGAGGACACAGCAGUGAACGUGACUGACAAAAGCGCCUGCAAUAAGCAAACAAGAGACCACCAGAAAGAAGUGAAGGAAAAUUAUUUCAGAGAGCACAUGUUUGAAGCAAAUAAGACAGGUCUCCCACAGGCUCCUUCAGAGUCAUCCUUGUCACCCCCAGAGAAUGAGGAGGACUCCCUGGCACAGCCUGAGAAGAACACAGGCUGGGCACCCACCUACGAGGCCACCAACAGGGAGCUCACAAGGCAAGCAGCCUCGAAGGAGCCAGAGUCCGAGGAGGCCAGGGGAGCAGGCGGGCCCCAGGCAGGCAUGAAGUCCAUCAUGAAGCAAAAGGAGGAGCCCGCAGAGCCCGAGGCCCACCACAGGAGCCUUCAGUUUGUGGGGGUCAAUGGCAGGUAUGAGUCUUCAUCUGAGGACUCCAGCACAGCAGAAAACUUCUCAGACAAUGAGAGCACAGAGAACGAGGCCCUGGAGCGGGAGGAGAGGGUUGCAAGUGUGACUGAAGCCCCCCAGCUCAGGUCCAAGGAGACAGCAAAGGCCAAGACCAGCCAGGAGGAAUACCAGCUGUCCCAGGAGUCUCAGCACGUGCGUACAGCUGAGGGAGCAUCGGGAUCAACUGCUGAAGAGGAGAUCCGGAUGGAUCUCAGCCCUGACCUCAUCUCAGCCUGCCUAGCCCUGGAGAAGUACCUGGACAACCCCAACGCCCUCACGGAGCGGGAGCUGAAAGUGGCCUAUACCACGGUGCUGCAGGAGUGGCUGCGCCUGGCCUGCCGCAGCGACGCCCACCCAGAGCUUGUGCGGCGCCACCUGGUCACCUUCCGGGCCAUGUCGGCCCGGCUGCUGGACUACGUGGUCAAUAUUGCUGACAGCAACGGCAACACCGCACUGCACUACUCCGUGUCCCAUGCCAACUUCCCCGUGGUGCGGCAGCUGCUGGACAGUGGUGUCUGCCAGGUGGACAAACAGAACCGCGCCGGCUACAGCCCCAUCAUGCUAACCGCCCUGGCUACCCUGAAGACCCAGGAUGACAUCGAAACUGUCCUACAGCUCUUCCGGCUCGGAAACGUCAAUGCCAAAGCCAGCCAGGCGGGGCAAACAGCCCUGAUGCUGGCAGUCAGCCACGGGCGGGUAGAUGUGGUCAAAGCCCUGCUGGCCUGUGAGGUGGAUGUCAACGUCCAAGAUGAUGACGGCUCCACGGCCCUCAUGUGCGCCUGUGAGCAUGGCCAUAAGGAGAUCACAGCCCUUCUGCUGGCCGUGCCCAGCUGCGACAUCUCCAUCACCGACCAAGAUGGGAGCACAGCUUUGAUGGUGGCCUUGGACGCAGGACACAGUGAAAUUGCAUCCAUGCUGUACUCCCGCAUGAACAUCAAGUGCUCGUUUGCCCCGAUGUCAGAUGAUGAGAGUCCCGCGUCAUCCUCUGCAGAGGAGUAGCCGUGAGGGGGGACCUGAGGCACCUCUCCUCGGGGGCCAGGCGGCCCCAGAGUGAACCACCCCACAUCCUCCAUCCCCUUCCUGGGCAGCUCCCACUCUACCCACCAAGGCCCAAGUCUCAAAGGCAAGUGGGGUUUCCUUCUGCUUCCCAUGGGGAGCCCCCAACAGCAACAAGACUUCAGCUGAAAGCGGGUUUUUCCCAGGACCCCAGUUCAAAGCAGCCGCAGCACAGACCGAAGCUAAAUUCUUAUAUAAAUUGGCGCCAGUGGCUGGUGCUGGGCGUGGGUUUGCGAAGAACGCUGAGAACAAUCAACUGGCAAUUAUGGAUGGAGGAGGCUGAGAGGGAAAAAUAUUGUAUUUUUGAAUCACUGUCAGGGGAAGCUGGGGGCGAAGGGGGGGAGAAUCGCAUUACUUGUUGCCAGAUCUGAAAGUCACUGGAAUCGCAUAUUUUCAUUUUAAUCCUGAAUGUUGUUACACACGGAUCACAUCUGGAGUGGCAGAACACCCCCCUCGCCCCCCUCCAUUUAAUUGUCUGGUAUAUAAUAGUGUCUUGUCCACUAACCCCCACCCCAAACGGCUUUCUCGGUGGAGUUUUCUUCUGGUCUUGUCACUGAGCAGAUCCUCUCCUUGUCACCUGGGGCAGGAAGUUUCUCCUGCCUUCGUUUCUUCUGCAUUCACAUCGCACCCACUCAGGUGCGGGGUUCGAGACCCAGAAGCCCAGGUGUGCACAUAGUUCGGAUUGAGAAAUUACCCAGAAAUCCAUCCCCUCCCCACAUGUUGUGGGGGAGAGGGCUGGCAAAUAUUCAUUUUCCUAGAAAAUCCUUUAGAUCUGGAGACACGGGAAAUGAAUCCAAUUCCCAGAGGGGCCGCUGCACCCCGAGGCUGAAAACCCCAAUAACGGGGCCGUCCUUGUCCUCGCCAGACUCCAGAAUUUCUCUCCUCAAAGGAAAGAAAACAGGGCAUGAGAUUGUUGGCAAAGCACAGGACCAGCUCCAAAAAUCCCAUGUGUGCUCGAUUAAAAGCUGGCUGCCCCCGAGGGUUCCCAGUGCAAACUUAAAGAGACAGGGCUUUGCUGAAAACCAAACAAGGGCCAGCUGGGUUUUUUUUUUAACAACCUACAGGCUUUCCAGAGCUGCCUGGAACAGAGCCUGCUGGAAACAGGGCUCUCCCGACACACGCAGUUUCCUGGAUGGCCUAUUUUGUCCCCAGAAUCUCAACAUGGUUCUCUUUCCCAUUCCUUCCUUUUUGACCAAAAAAAAAAAGGGGGGGAGGGUGGGGUGGGGAUAGGUUCCUAGCCUCAGCAAGUGUCUUGUGAUCGGGAGAAAGAUCUCAAGCUCUUAAGUGUCCUGCGCUGUCUUGUCCAGUUCUCAGCUUGGCCACCAGGGUUGAAGCCAGACCCCAUCAGGACAGAGUAAACCCUUGGCAUUUAUACACGUUCAUUCAGUAAAGACAAGUGCUGGCCUCUCUCCUAGCAAAGUAGAUUUCCUGGCUUGAUAGAGCCUGGCUUGCUUUGAUUUUGAUGGAAGGGAUAUACCUAAGACAGAAGGGCUCGGAUGGUCAAAAGAGAGGGGUGUGUGUGUGUGUCUGAUGGUCAGAAGAGAGAUGUGUGUGUGUGUGUGUGUGUGUUGUGUGUUGUGUGUUGUGUGUAAAUGAAACCCAGGCUCACUGGGGAAUACCACUGAUGGAAGACCACAGCUUUGGGCGGCUUUGAGAAGCGGUACAAGAAUUGUGUGUGCCUGUAUGUCUGGCCCUGGAGCCUGUGGGUGCAUUUAUUUUAAGCUUCUAGAAGCAGCUCCUUGAACACUGCCCCCCCCCAGAUAAAGCCAUAUUUAUGCCUGUGUUCCCUCCUCCUCCCAUACCCACUGGGCUUGGUGUGGUAGGCUACAGGGGAUCCUGCCUCGGACACCCCCCCCUUCUCACAUGUAUUCGUGACCUUUAACUUCACUUUUCCACCACGGUACGUCCAUUAAGUCAGUAUUACUCUUAAAUGAAGUAUUCCUUUUUGUAAUCGUUUUUUAGAAGGUAGAAUUUAAUAAAGCUACCUUAUGAUAAUGCCAAA
Messenger RNA from Phacochoerus africanus (Common warthog), 5108 nucleotides. RefSeq names its product KN motif and ankyrin repeat domains 2 (gene KANK2). Gene Ontology annotation, cellular component: cytoplasm. Gene Ontology annotation, molecular function: protein binding. Lineage: Eukaryota; Metazoa; Chordata; Mammalia; Artiodactyla; Suidae. The record is from RefSeq and is a predicted model, not a curated record. The coding region runs from base 365 to 3049 and encodes 894 amino acids. The transcript is spliced from 14 exons. Gene Ontology annotation, biological process: negative regulation of actin filament polymerization; negative regulation of intracellular estrogen receptor signaling pathway; negative regulation of cell population proliferation.